Phycomyces blakesleeanus NRRL 1555(-) is the source of this 432-nucleotide messenger RNA. RefSeq lists its product as hypothetical. Bases 1 to 432 code for a protein of 143 amino acids. The transcript is spliced from 7 exons. NCBI's taxonomy places the organism in Eukaryota, Fungi, Mucoromycota, Mucoromycetes, Mucorales, Phycomycetaceae. The record is from RefSeq and is a predicted model, not a curated record.
AUGACAGAGACUCAUGUUGAUUUUAUCCCAAUAAGAACAAAUAAGAUACCAAGUGCAACUGCAAGGAUAAAUGCACUGAUCAACUAUCUGUGGAAAAAGAAACAGGAGACAGAUAUCAGCAUAUUCUUAGAAGAGCAAAAGCUCAUUCAACUGCAGUUCCACAUGUCUACAAGGCAAUGCCACCAUAUUAUGCAUAAAGACGGCAUUAAUAUGCUGGCAAAGUUAAGUAGAGAAGUUCAAGAAGAAGAGUUGAGUAGCAUUGAUGAGGCAGAAACCAAUCUACUGAACAAUCUUCGAAUGCAAACAAAUUAUAAAUACUUCGACUUUAAUCACAAUUACUUGAAGCUGUUAAUGAAUAUACUUGAGCUUUAUACAACACUGGAACAGAAUUGCUUGAACAUUAUUUUAAUAGAAAAGCAUCAACAAUUAUAA